AUGGAGGGCGUCGAGACUGUAGAUGUGAGCUGGCUCCAUCAUUCACAAAAGGGUCAUCUUUCGCGCACAAAAUCAGUUACAGCAACCACUACCAACAGCGACGACAGGGCCAGCCCAGACAAAGAGCUCGCGGCCGCACAGUCCAAGUCAAACCUCCGAUCUCGCUCAAGUAGUAAUCCCACACUCUCGCCGACUUCUGAAGACGCACAACAGCAGCCCGACGGCCUCAAGGAUGCAGUAAAGUCAGAGAUGAAACCAGCGCUGAAACCACAGCCCAAACCGCAGCAAUCGAGGCCUAAGCCGGCCGAGAAAGUCGUAGAGCAGAAACCGCCGUCUUUACCAUCCCCAGAACCUCAGAAAACUGCCCCCAAACCUAUUGCUGGUCGCAGAAAUUCAUGGAUUUCUAAUUUAAGCUCGAAGUUCUCCACCGGUACAACACCGCCAUCCCAGUCUAGCCUCAAGGGAACCCCAGCGAGCCCCAAAGCAACGUCUCCGCUCGACAUUAAUAAGUCAUUUAGCGCGAGCUUCUCUCCGAAGGACAGGGAAGAUGGUAAAGACGAGCCUCAUACUUCUACGUCACCCAAGAGCCCGUCUUUCCUUCACAAUGCGUUGCGCAAACUUUCGUCCAAUACCGGCGGGAUGCCCAAGUCAAACGGUGGACUCUGUCCGCGUCGCACACUGAAUCUUGAUCAAGAUCGUGAGCGGUGCAAGAUUUCUGACCUUCACCAGGGUAAACUGCACCGUGUUGCUUUUUGCGUGGACGUGGAAAUUGCGGGGCUUUCGUAUCUAGACGCUGAUGAAAAUGCUCCCCCUGUCAAUCAAUUACUGCAACCUCGGGUGCAGUCCCAUCAAACAGCGAAGAAGGCCACGUACGUGAAGGAAAAAAGGAAAGAAGAUGGGGGAGCACUUAAGAACUCAGAAGCUGCGGUUAUCAAGAAGGAAUCUGUCAUAAAUCCAGCUCAACCCCUUACUCCGGCUCCUGCUACAGCUUUAGACGCUACUUCUGCGAGUGCUCAGUCCAGCUCCCCUCCUACUGAAACAACCACCGAUGAGCCUAAUAAUAAGCCCAACGUUGAGAUUAAGGAACCCACACGGAAGCAAGAGAAAAAGAAACGCUCCGAGGAGGAAAGGAGGGAGCGGAAGGAACGGAAACGAAGGCAGGCAGUUGCAAACGGGUCGAUUCCACUCCAGCUAGAAGCGCACGACGACGAAGAUGUUCCCAUUCCCGCGGAGACAACUACUACCUCUCGUACCAAGGCUCAGGGUCAGCCUACCACGGACCCUGUGCGCAUCUACCGACGAUGCUGCCAGCUUCGGGAAACACCUGUACUCAAACGAGUAGUCGAUGAAAUUUCAUCUCCAUCUUCGACUCUUGCUGAAUCCCCCGGCACUGUGGCAGCUCUGGAUCUCAGCAAUUUUCCCAUGACUUCGCAGGACGUUGCGACACUCAGCGACUGGCUCGCGGUUGUCCCUGUCCGCAAGCUCAUACUCGAGAAUUGCUCCCUGAACGACGAAUCUGUGCGAGCAAUCCUUUCCAGUUUAUUGUCCACGAAAACUGUGGAGCAGAUGCGUUCUCGCCGGAGACGUGCUCGACGAUCAGAAAAGCUUAUCAUCAUGAAAGACGAACGCUGGGGUGUUGUGGAAAAGCUCUCACUCAAGGAUAAUCCGAAGAUCGGUCGGGAAGGAUGGCGCUGCAUCGGCCUUUUUAUUAAUCUGUCCAAAUCCUUAAAGGCCAUCGAUCUGUCUGGUGUGCCUUUUCCCAAGCCACGGGCUGUCAUGGAUCCCUCUUUAAACCAGGCUCAGGCCCUAUGUCCACUCGAUGUCUGUGAUACAUUUGCCGAUGCCUUAGCACAGCGAUUCAGUGGUGAUAGACUUGAAGAAUUGUUGAUGAGUGAAUGCAAACUUUCCAUCCCACAAGUGAAGAGGAUAUGUGAGGCAGCUACCAAACUUGGGUUACGGAGAUUGGGAUUCGCCAACAACGAUAUGACCAGAGCUGGCUUGGUACAUGUGGUAGAGUAUCUGAAAGCCGGAGAGUGUGAAGGCUUAGAUUUGGGAGGAAACCCUAUUAAGGACGAUCUCGACCUCUUUGUGGAUGCCAUCGAACCCGAACAGCCGCUAUAUGCGCUUAGUUUGGCAGACUGUUCCCUGAAUCCGGCAGUGAUGUGUCCAUUAUUGCAAGCCCUUACUCGGCUUCAUAACCUUCGUUUCAUCGACUUCUCGCACAAUCCUGAGCUAUUUUCGGCACAGCCUAGCGCCCUGGGGCCAUUCCGGCGCUUUCUACCCAAGAUGCCAUCUCUCAAGCGCAUCCACCUGGUAGACGUCGACCUGUCUCCUGAUCAUGUCAUCAGCCUGGCUGAGAUCCUACCGGAAUGUCCGAGUCUGUGCCAUAUCAAUAUUUUGGAGAACCCACAGGUUGUGUCCUUGGCCUCUGCCACGGAGGCUGCGGCUCAAGAAGAGGCAUGUGCCGUCUACGCUUCCAUGAUGACUGCUGUACGUGUAUCGCGAACGAUCAUCGCCAUGGAUAUCGACGUUCCUACCGCGGAGAACAAUGAAGUAGUGAAGGCACUGGGUUCUCAGAUCUUGGCUUACACUCUUCGUAAUCUCGAGGGUGUGCCUAUCGCAGAGGAGUUCCCCGAGUCUAUUGGAGCCACUGCGGGCAAAUACGUCCCGAUUCCCGAAAUCUUGCAGCAUAUCGUUGGAUACUCAAAUGGCAUCGAUGAGACGUUUGAUGAAGACGACGAAGCCGCACCAGAUGAAGACUACGUUAUUGGCGGUACAGGCGUGGUAAAGGCGCUGGGUGUCUGUCUUGGAAAUUUGGAUCAAGCUGGAGGUGACCUGGGCGAUGCCUCUGCUCCCCCCAGUGGUGCGAAUACUCCACGACGCCGUAAAUCUCGCGUUACUACCAAGAGACCACGCGACAUGUCGAAGAACUUGCUUGAAUCAGCCCGCAACAUUCGGACCCGUAUUCAUUCGGCUCUUGUCCGUGAGGACCGUGCUGGUAACGAUGCAAACUAUAGACGUUUGCAAUUCCUGGACUUUACCUUGCAUAAGAUGAUCCAGCGCUUUGAAGAUGAAUAUCCCGAAACCCGUCUGGUUGCUAAGGCUGCCUCCUCUGGCACUGCUCCCGACUCAAAUUCGCUACAUUCUACUGACGACAUUCCGAGUCAAACUGCUCCCACUGGCAAUUUGAGCGGCGACAUUGCGGAGAAUGAACACGCCGUAGAUGACGAAGACGCGGAUCAUUUCGGUUUCCACCUCUCUCGAACCAGCUCGAUGACUUCACUCCAUGCUCGUGCCAUGACCUCAGAAGAGGGUCAAGUUCAUCGCCUUGGACAAAAUCUUCGUCGUGACUUCCUCAAUCCACCAGUUGGUCAGAACGAUUUCGAUGAUGGCGAAUCACACCUCAUUGCACUGCGGGAGAGGCUCGAACAAUUGCAAGAAGAGCAAUCCCGAUCUCUCUUCGACGGCGCAAACGACGACACCUUCAAGUUACUUGGUAAUACAGUUGAUGAACUCUGGGCUGCUCAACGCCAAGACGCCGAGGGCUUUGAACGGUUCAAACAGUCGCAAAUCGCAGCGCAGAUUAACAGUGGCCUUCGCCAUCCCUCGUCUAUCCCAGAAGGAAAAAAUGAUGCCAAUGGCACCUGCCUUGAGAAAAAGUAG
Messenger RNA from Penicillium taxi, 3663 nucleotides. Its product is annotated as putative cell wall biogenesis protein Mhp1. Lineage: Eukaryota; Fungi; Ascomycota; Eurotiomycetes; Eurotiales; Aspergillaceae. Gene Ontology annotation, cellular component: cytoplasm. The record is from RefSeq and is a predicted model, not a curated record. The transcript has 3 exons. Gene Ontology annotation, biological process: positive regulation of inflammatory response. Bases 1 to 3663 code for a protein of 1220 amino acids.